AACUGAAUAGACGAUCUAUGGCCGUGAUGCGUCACUACCCUCCCGGUCUGGUCAGCCUCCAGCCACUGCAGCCAGACUCUUGUCUGUGCCAUGUGAGAGUGGAGCCAGUCUCUGAGAGGAACUGCCAAACAACGUGCUGGCCUCUUUCAGUACGAGCAGUGUCCUGUACUGACCUGAGAAGUGAUCCAGGAACAACAAUUACAUGAGGACACAUUCGGAGCCCGUCUUACAAGAUUUUGUGCAACUUUAAACUCAUGUUAAGCCUAGACUUGAAUUAUGAGCGCAAAGGAUUAAAGAUCAUCUGGCUUGUUAAACUCAUGUUCCCAGGCUGGACUUGGUCUUGUAUCUGACUCUGAACCGCUUCAGGAAAACAAAAACAAUACAGGAAAUAUACAUGCCUACCUUUUGUGAGCCUGUCCAGAAAGCAUUCGAUGCCUCGUCUCCUCCAAGAGUGGCUUGCCAUCGUUCUCCUUGCUGAUAUUUGAGCUUGGCUCGCAGUGAUGAUUGCUGUUGCUCAGCGGCAAGAGCAGUUAGCAAGAACUUCCUGUCCAAAACUGUUUGGGAAAUUCCCAGGCUCGUCCAAUUCAAGCUGACGUCUCCAAAACCUCGUGUCUUUUCAAAGGAAAAUAAUUUGUCUUGUUUUGGAGUGUUAGACCCAACAAAUCCCCACCCUGGGACCGAGGGAGCCCACAGGCUUGCUGCGACGCGGCCAUGCCUCUCGCUGUGUCGGUCAACAUCGACCCAAAGACUGUUGCGACUGUUCAAGUGCCUUUUUCUAACCAAGAACGCACCAAACUUCCGGCCUCCUCAUCUGCUCAGGAGCAAGCGGACUUAACCAAGAGCCAAUCCGCAGCCAUGCCAAGACAGCCACCAAAGUUUAAUGGCAUUCCAAGUGCAAUCAAGUCAGCGGGGGCGAAGCCCAUUGGCAGCAGCGCCAUGGACACAGGCGACCAUUCUGCUUCCGCCCUCAAAAGGGAAAUCCUGAACGGCCUGAGCGGUGACAACUUGGAACCAGUCCAAAGACCUCCCUCUAUCCAAAUGAAUAAGUCCGAGCUUGAAACUACAAAACUUUCCUUAACACCUUCAGUGCCUCCCGUAUGCCUUGCUCCUUUUGAACUCCAAGGGGCAAAGAUGAGAAAGGAUGCCCCCAGCCUUGACGCCAAAGUGGAAAUGAGCAAGAGCCUUCCGGUGCCUAAUUCCAACCAGCGGAACGCAGCAGCAAAGUUCUGCCAGACACAACAUGGUCAUGUUAAAUCAGCUGCAGUUAACAAUCCUCUUCAAGUCAUAGGUGUUUGUCCACUGCUAGUUAGUGGUAAGCUUCAAACGGCGACAGCCUUGGAUGCAAACAAAUUCCCACAAAGUGUGCUGGACAGAAAUGGAACUGUAUGUGGGAAGCUCAAUGGUCACAUGCCAAAUGGCCUCAAUGUCAUUGCCACACAAAAGGAGAAGCUUGGGGUGACGAAGAACCUCCCAGGCGCUUUGAUGGGCUCUGUCACCACCAAGAUCUCUGCCAUCCACCUGACCAAGCAGGCACAAGCCGCCUGUGUCCCUUCUAUGUGCUUGUCCUCCACUCCCUCUCAGUCUGAGGCCAGCGAUGAUGGCUCAGAGUACGUCAUGCAGGUUGACAGCAACGUUGAGGAGGAACUGCCUUACGAGUUGGAGAACGCCUGCAGCGAUGAUGAUUGUUCUGAGUCAUCCUCUGUCAAUGUUACUUCAUCCGCUCAGUCUCUUCUGCGCCUGUCUGGUGUUAAAGAACCCAUGUCGUUGGAGGUGGAGGAUAAUCAGGGGAAGAAACAGGCUCUCAUUCCCAGCCUGUUCCCGCUCAUCCCUCCCACACUCUAUUUCAGUACUGCCAAUGAACAAGUUGAAAUGCUCCCUGAUGAGCAAAUGCAACUUUUAAAAUGGAAGAUUAGCAGUGUCACACCCAAUGUUGUGAAAAACGCCAUCGCCAGGUCGCACUUCAUACAUACCAAGAAAAGCAAUGACUGGUUGGGCUGCUGGGGCCACCACAUGAAGUCUUCUUGUUUCAGAACUCUUCAAGAGCACCAGAAGUUGAACCACUUCCCGGGAACAUUCCAGAUUGGCAGGAAGGACCGGCUGUGGAAGAAUCUGUCCAAGAUGGCGUGUCGCUUCGGCAAGCAUGAGUUCAACUUUUUCCCACGCACGUUUGUACUUCCUCAGGACAUCCUGCAGCUACGCAAGGCCUGGAAGGAUGGGUCCAGACAGAAGUGGAUCAUUAAACCUCCCGCCUCAGCCAGAGGAACAGGAAUCCAAGUCAUUCACAAAUGGAGCCAGAUGCCGCGCAAGAAAUCAUUUCUGGUCCAGAAGUAUCUCCACAAGCCCUACCUCAUAAGUGGCAACAAGUUUGACCUGCGCAUCUAUGUCUAUGUGACAUGCUACGACCCUCUCAGAAUAUAUAUCUUCUCAGAUGGACUGGUCCGCUUCGCUAGCUGCAAAUAUUCGUCCUCCAUGAAGACGCUGAGUAACAAGUUCAUGCAUCUGACCAACUACAGCGUCAAUAAGAAAAAUUCUGAGUACCAGGCCAACAGCGAUGACAAAGCCUGCCAGGGACAUAAAUGGACUGUGAAGGCCUUGUGGCAGUAUCUUGGCUCCAGGGGAGUAAACACCAUCUUGAUUUGGGAGAAGAUAAAAGACAUUGUCAUCAAAACAAUAAUUGCGUCAGAACCAUACGUGAACUCUCUGCUCAAGAUGCAUGUACGCACACCUUACAGUUGCCAUGAGCUGUUCGGUUUCGAUAUCAUGCUAGAUGAAAACCUGAAACCUUGGAUCCUGGAGGUCAACAUUUCACCCAGCCUCCAUUCCAACACAGCGCUGGAUGUUUCCGUCAAGGGGCAAAUGGUCCGAGACCUCUUGAACCUGGCGGGCUUUCAUAUUCCUCAAAGAGAAGAUGUGGUCAUCUCAAGUGGAAGCACCUCCAGCUCCAGUAGCAGUGUAAGCAAGGAGUCGCCCAAUCUGGAGAUCUCUGUUGACGAGAAGGUCAAACGUGCCUUUUACCUCAAGCAGCGCUUUGCUGACCAGGGAAUCUUGGCGACAGUGUUGGAUGUUUUGACUCCCAACGAUGUCCGCACGCUCGCCGAGAGCGAAGAUGAGUUGAGCCGCCGCGGGGAGUUUGAGCGCAUUUUCCCGUCGCAGUCGUCAUCCAGAUACCUGCGAUUCUUUCAAUGUCCACGGUACCUCAGCAUUGUGUUGGACCAGUGGGAGCGCAAGUACUGGAACAACAGGACAAAAGGUGUCAAUCUGCUCAGGCCUUUGUGUCAGAAGGGAGUCCAUCUUGGUACCACUGAUCCCGCUCACAUGUGGUCCAAGUGUAGCUACAUAUCCAAAUUUGAACACCACAGAGAAGCACCUGUCAACCCUUCUAAAUCCAGGGUGGUGGUCAUCCACCAACACCAGUCGGAUCACAUGGAACUGGAUGAAGGCUCAGACGGGGACACCUUUUUUGCCAGUUCGCCCACUUUGCAAAGUCCCUCAUCCAGUGCCGACAGCAGUGCCUGUGCCAGUCCUCAGCCCAGCCUAUGAGGCCUUCCCACAUGCUCACCUCAUGCUCAGGGUCUUCUACUGCUAUUGCUAAAGUCCUCCCCUCGGAUCACUUCGAGCAAGAUCCAAACCCACAAUUCAGAUCAUUUUAUUCUAACUGUUGGUUGUUGGUACCCCCCCAAAAAAAGGGUUCCAAACAUGCAAUUUUGACAACCUACUACAAUUGUGUUAGUCACAUAUAUACUAAAAAAAAACAAAAAAACACACACGAUAGUAUUUAAUCUGGCCUGCCGUGCAAUUCUAAAAACAAGUACAUACAUUUAUUGUACUAUUAUUAUUAUUAUUGAGUUUUGUCACACUCUUCUUUGACGUGUUUAAAAGCCCCUAAAACAAAAUGCUUGAAUACAUCACUUGAACUGUGAUGAUGCUUGUUGGAGUGAGAUUUAAUGGUUGUCAAACUGUUCAAUGAUACGGAACGCGGUCUAUUCCGACCACACUUAGUGCUUUAUAUUAGGAGUGAAUGUUUACAUUUGAAGUGAUUUCCUGGCAUUUUAGAGGGCUGGCAUCAAAUCCAGAAUCGCACUUUAUCGGUUCCUGUAAAAGUAGCCUUUGUGACCUGCCAGUUGUUACUUUUAAUAAUAGUCAAACUAUAAUCCCUGGAAACCUCUAAACUAAUCAGUCCUGUUUGCAAAGGUUUAUGAGAGUUUGAAUGUUGAAUAGACACUGUGUGGAUGCGAUAGGAUGCUUGUUACUUUUGGAGCAGAACAACUAAGAAGCUGUUAAAUUACAAUGAGGAUCUGGAUAAAGGAUAUAUUUUCACCCUUUUUGAAUAACGUCCCCCCACCCCCAGAAUGAUAAUGGCACCACCAGUCAAUGAACCAGGAAGUAGCCUGAUAGCUAACAAACAGAUAAGCAAACAUAUAAAAUGCGUCACAACAUUUUGUAUACAGUUUGGCUUGGGUGGAGGUCUGCACAACAUGCAUGCACGCAUACAUACAUACAUACAUACAUGUAUAAACGCACACGUAGGUCUUGAUAGAGUAGGGAUGGUGUCAAACAAAAACGUCCACAUUUUGUGAAUUUUUGACCACAGAAAACUCUCUGAUUUUUGUUGGGCCAUAGCUCAAAUAACAGAACUAAUUGUAGCAUAAGGUUUUUGCACAGUGUAUGACAUGUUUUACAAGGCCUAGUACCAUCAGAGUCUGCAUGAAUGGUUCUUUACUGGAUUAGCUAUUCAAUCUACCUCUCAGAUUAAACUUGAUUUAUUCUGUUUUUUUUUCAAAAGGAAAGCA
Messenger RNA from Phyllopteryx taeniolatus (common seadragon), 4790 nucleotides. It is a transcript of the gene ttll4, whose product is annotated as tubulin tyrosine ligase-like family, member 4. Gene Ontology annotation, molecular function: tubulin-glutamic acid ligase activity; tubulin binding. Gene Ontology annotation, biological process: microtubule cytoskeleton organization; protein polyglutamylation. Gene Ontology annotation, cellular component: cilium. The transcript has 21 exons. Bases 712 to 3540 code for a protein of 942 amino acids. Lineage: Eukaryota; Metazoa; Chordata; Actinopteri; Syngnathiformes; Syngnathidae. The record is from RefSeq and is a predicted model, not a curated record.